Messenger RNA from Cyanistes caeruleus (blue tit), 1557 nucleotides. The record is from RefSeq and is a predicted model, not a curated record. Lineage: Eukaryota; Metazoa; Chordata; Aves; Passeriformes; Paridae.
AUCAAAAAAAAACCAAACCAAAAUGGAACCCUAAUAAUGAGUAAAACACUUUGGUUUUGGUCAAGAAAAGCAUUCCGUUCAAUCCCUCAAGACUUUUAAUGGAUCUUUUCUCAUCUGCUGAAAAGACAUAAUAUUUGGUUAUGACUGGUCCAAAAUACACUUUUAAUACCCGGCAGCACAGGUGAAUUGAAGGAAGGCUAGGUGCGUGUUUUACUUCCAGUAUUAACUCCUGCAAUAUUUACUCCUCAGGGUGGCUGAGGACUGGCUGUGGGCUCCAGAGUUCCCCCUUUCCCUUCCUCUUUCUCUUAGCUCACAGUGUGGGAUGUGAGGCCAUGUGGCCCUUGGAGCUGGCCCACCAUGUGUUUACAUUCCUGGGACAUCAAGAGAGGCUGUGCUGCAAUAAGAACAGGACAUUAUUUUGAUGAAAUUGGUCUGCAGAAUGAAAAUCUUGACUGCAGUCUACACGGGCUAGAGGUGCGAAUGGCAGUGCUUUAGUCCUUUCCUGGAUCCUUUGCCUCCCCGUAAGUCAACCCUGUCUCUGCCAUGAGUGCCUCAUCCCUGCCAUUUGUGGUUGGAGCAAACACUGUGGAAGAUCAGCGGGCUCGCUGGGAGAGAAAGCGCAGCAGGACAGCCAAGGAGCUGCUGGAAACUGAAUACAAAUACCUCGAGCAGCUGGAUUUGGUGCUCACAUACUUUGUGACAAUUUUAAAGGCCAAAGGAACACUGAAACCUGCUGUGUUGGAAACUAUAUUUGGACCCCUGGAGUCCUUAUAUUCAGCAAGCCAUGUUCUGUCACUUCACCUGGAGAAAGGGAAUUUGGGAGCAGGACUGGAAAAUUUUUGUCAGAGUCUGGAUCUUUAUGGCCACUAUGCUGAGAAUUUGGAGCAGACCAAUAAAACCUUGAAGGAGCAAGUGAGGAAAAAUAAGUCAUUCCGGCGGUUUAAGAAACUCCAGGAGACUCGACCUCAGUUUCAAGGGAGGGUGCUAGAGGAUCUGCUUUGUUUGCCCCUGCAGAGGCUGCACCAGUACAAGCAUUUCUUCAGAGACCUGCUGGAGAACACCAGCCCAGACACUGCUGACUACCAGAAACUUGCAAAGACGGUGAAAUCUGUUUGUGAGGUAUCUCACUGGGUCCAAGACGUCUUUGAUAAGAGAGAGAAUUCCUUGCAGCUACUUCGGGUUCAAAAAUUGCUUAAAGGACAAAAGACUCAGGUUUUGACUCCAGGGCGCUGGUAUAUCCGGGAAGGAUGGCUUUUGGUGGUGCCUUCAAAGGGAGAAGAACUGAAGCGCAGGAUGUUCUUCCUAUUCUCUGACAUCCUCAUUGCAGCGAAGCCCUGCCACCCACUGCACCCACUGAACUCCAACAAACUGUCCUGCCAGGCUGUCUACCCGCUCCAGCAGUGCUCCGUGGAUAAAGUGUUUGGCCACACAUGGAGCCAGGGAGGGCUCCUCAGCCUUUCCUUUCCACACAAGACACUGGCCAGGACACAAGGGAAUAAUAAGGACAGAUUUCCCAUAUUAACUGUGAAUUUCCCGUUUUCCUCUACAGGCAGCUGA